AUGCCCAUCUACCACCACAUCUUGAGAAAAUCACAAAGAAAGAGUCCGUUUCCGCUUCCGCGCAUUCCUUCUUUAUACGACGAAGUUGAAGUUGUCUACGCCACCAUUCCACCGAUGGCUGGCGCCUCAGCUGAUUGGGGCGUCCUAUGGGAUCAAGCUGAAGCCGUCUCAAACCAUACGCAGAAGGGCAUCGAAUUCCUCGAAAAAGUUGGAACGUACGCCAAGGAAAGAGCGGCCAUAGAGGAUGAGUACGCUGCUAAAUUGAGAGCUUUGGCCAAAAAGAGCACCGGGAAGAAGAAAGAGGAAGAAGCAUUCACCUAUGUGCGCUCAUUCUACGAGGUCUUGAAGGAACUGGAGAGUCUUGCUGCUCAACAUGAGGUGAUCGCCGAACGUUUGCGCAAAGAAGUUGUGCCUCACAUCGCUAAUUCCACUUCAACGCAUCGGCAAUCACGAAAGCAAUGCCUUGGUGAUCUCCAACAGAUCCACCAAAACCUCAAUACAACGAUGGAACACCACUUCAAGCAACAAAAGUCUUAUGGCAAGGCGUUCAAGGAAGCAGAAGCGGCUUAUCUCAAAUACUACAAGGCCGAGAAGAACAUGGAGAUUAGUCGGCUCGACCUAGAGAAGGCAAAAACCAAUGCGCAGACAAAGACGUACAUGUGCGACCAGGCAAAGGCGGCGUCGAUUUCAGCGCUGGAGGCGGCCAAUCAAGCCCAGAAUCAACACUAUACCAUACUUUUGCCGCAGGUCUUGGAAAGGAUGAGGAACGUUGAUGAAGAACGGAUUCGUGACACCAAAUCCGCCAUGGAUCAGACGAUAAUGAUCGAAAUGGAAGUCGCGCCAGUUGUUGCCCGUUGCCACAACGACAUGAGGAACCACGUCUCGCAGAUUAACGAAAAUCGGGAUAGCCUGACUGUGAUAGAUGCCUACAAGACCGGGUACAAACAUCCCAGCCCCUUCCCAUUCGAGGAUCUCGGUCGGCCAGAAGAAAUCCUGACUGCCGGCCCAAAUGGCGAGCCCGGGGAUGGAACGCUGAAAAGGGGAAUGCUUGGCGCUCCCAAGAAAGACGGCAAGGGCGUCUCCAGGAAGCAGAGCAUGUUGCAGCAGAAAUUCUUUGGCGGAGGCGAAAAGGCUAAAUCGGCUGAUUCUGAUUAUGGAACUCUGCCGCCUCAACAACGCGCCCGUCGAUUAAGCGAGAAGAUUUCCCAGCUUGAGCUCGUCAUGCGCAAAAAUGUGCAAGCCCAGGAAGGAAUCGUGCGUAUGCAGGCGACAUACAAGGAGAAUCCUCGCCUUGGGAAUCCUGCUGAUUGCGAUGCCCAACUUUCGCAGUAUACGAAGGAAAUCGAAAGCCUUCGCGUCGAGAUCAGCAAGCUCACCGUUUUGCUGAAUGCGGCCAAUCGGGAAAUGGGAGGUGUAGAGACGCCAAUGUCGGUGAGAUCAGCAGAUUCGGCUGCCCAGUCCAUGACGUCUGAAAACUCCACGGAGCCAACACCCCGCCUGAACGCUAACGGACACUCAAGCCAGCGUACUUCUUACAGCGAAGACAGUGUCUCGAGCGCGGGCAGUCGAACCAAUGGUCACGCUCCAAUCGGCAGAGAAGAGGUCUACGAGGAGCCAACCCUUGGUACUUGUGUGGCCAUCUUUGCAUUCGACGGAUCGACAGACGGGACGAUAAGCCUGGUGGUCAAUGAAGAAUAUUUGUUGCUAGAGAAGGAUGAAGGCGAUGGGUGGACGCGAGUGCGCAAGUUACAUGAAGCUCAGGAGGGUUUCGUUCCAACAAGCUACCUCAAGUGCAAAUAUUAUCCGGAA
This is a messenger RNA of Mesorhabditis spiculigera, 1809 nucleotides long. Lineage: Eukaryota; Metazoa; Nematoda; Chromadorea; Rhabditida; Rhabditidae. The record is from the annotation of a GenBank genome assembly.